Molecule: messenger RNA, 13252 nt
Organism: Mus musculus (house mouse)
Lineage: Eukaryota; Metazoa; Chordata; Mammalia; Rodentia; Muridae
Gene: Plcb1
Product: phospholipase C, beta 1
Exons: 31
Coding region: 7809-11300 (1163 amino acids)
Biological process (GO): phospholipase C-activating G protein-coupled receptor signaling pathway; cellular response to ionomycin; positive regulation of JNK cascade
Cellular component (GO): nuclear speck; nuclear membrane; cytoplasm
Molecular function (GO): phosphoric diester hydrolase activity; phosphatidylinositol-4,5-bisphosphate binding; identical protein binding
Source: RefSeq, a predicted model, not a curated record
AGUUAUGUAAUGGGAGUGGAGAGCAAUGACUCACCUAGAUUCCAACAUUCUCAAAUACAGAGCCUAGUGACAGCCAUGGGUUAUUUUUCUUGGAACAGGAACUGGGUGGCACAGGAUGACUUGUGUUACUCUGUAUGGUCUACCCUCUUCUACUUGGCAAGCCUGAGUUUGUUCUCUAGAAAGAAAUAGGUCUCUAUGGAAUUAAACAGCACAUAGAAGAGUGCAUGAAGUCUCAGUUUGGAUAUGAUACCUUGUUGCCUCCCUCAUACAGCUGGCAGAGGCAGUAGUCAGUGAGUUUCUGGCCAGUAGUUUACUUUAGAACCCCAAACAUGACAGGCUUAAACGACAUGAUCUAACAUAACAUGGUGUUAGUUUCCCUCAAGACCUUGCUAGCAGUACCCUACCCGAUUGCUGAAGACAUCACACACUUCAUUCAUAGGAUGUCAACAAAAAAAGCUGGUACUUACUAUGAAGUUUCCUCCCUCCUGGCUGGUCUUCAUAGUGCUGGAAGAUCCUGUGUUCACUACUGGUAAAAUAACUAUCAGCCUUACACAGCUGUGAUCCCUAUGUGGCAAAUAACACUUGGCCUGGCCAGAUAAUCACAGUAGUCCAAUAGUGGUACAGAUAUUAUAGGACUGACCAAGAGCAGCUACUUUUUAAUUGUCUUUAAAGCCUGUUCCAUAAGAUAAAACUCAUGCUUGUUACUGUUAAUAGGAUCAAGAAUUUGAGUCUAGGAAAGUCAUAGGUCCUGGAAGAGUACCUGCUACUACUGUUUUGCUAAAUGGACACAGUGGUAAAGUGACUCCUAAUAGUUUCUCAUUAUACCCAUAGACUAGUGCACCUUUCAGCCCUCAGCAGUUUGUUUUUGCACUAGUUUCCAGUUAAUACAAAGAGCCACAAAUUGUGAACAUGUGAGACUUCAGAUGCCCAGCCCUACAUGGGGCAUCUAUGGAAUACUCUUCCUCUGAAGGCUCAGAGAUCACUAUAGAAAAGGUGUAUAAAGAUUGUAAGAGCAAGAAGUAUCAGAUGAGUACAAAAACAUUGUUUUCUGGGCACAACAGGACAUUUGCACAUAUGAACUUAACAUCACCUGUGGCAGCCUGUGCAAGAGUUGUACAUGCUCAAAUCCCAGCAUAGAGCAGGUGAAGAGCCAUGGAGUCCCACGCCUAUCCAAGGAACUGUUGGUGAUUGGUGGCUGCUGGGAGAGGGGAAUUCUGCUUUCUUCAAGGAUUGUGACCCCUGAGAAACUACUCAUGCUCCAGCAGAUGGCCCUACACCCUUGUAAUACUGUCAGUGCUAAGUGAACUUGGUGGGUUUAAAAAAACACAUGAAAUUGAGAGGGGACAGUGGGGGCAGUAAAAGACUAGAGGAAAUAGAGAUUAAACUUCAUCAAAAAUAUUGAAUAUAAAUGAAAUUCUCAACAAAUAGGAAGGAUUUAAAAAUCUAAAGCAGAGACAAUUUGCAAUGAGCUACUUUCAGUUUAUGAGUUCCAGAAUGCCAUUUAUAAAUGUUAAGUCUUUUUAGGUUUAUCCGAGUGUAAGCCAGGUGUGCUCCAGAAGUAAAACUUGCCAGCUGGAAAAGGACUUAAGCAAAAAGGUAAUGGGUUGUGCGUCAUCACUGCUCACUGGUCCGUGUCUUUAUGUGUCAGUAUGCAGGUACCUGCAUGGUUCUGAAACAGAAGUUUCUUGGGCUAAGUUUUACUUGCAUUCGGGAUCACCAUGUCAGCAGCUAUGAUUUCUAAUACUGAUUUUUUUUUAUUGUUAGUGUACUUGAGAUAUGACUUUUACCUGUUGCUAUUUUGAAAGAACAAUGGUUCUCUUGGUGUGGUUGUAACUUCCAUUCCUUUAAGCAGGGCGGUGGUGACAUGACUUUAAUCCCAGCACUUGGGAGGCAGAGGCAGGUGGAUUUCUGAGUUCGAGGCCAGCCUAGUCUACAGAGUAAGUUCUAGGACAGCCAGGGUUACACAGAGAAACCCUGUCUCAAAAAAACCAAAGGGAAAAAAAAAGAUCAUUUAGAAACACAAAUGUUUCUACUUUAAAAUGAUGGCUACUCCGGCCUAGUAAACACAGAAGUGGAUGCUCACAGUCAGCUAUUGGAUGGAUCACAGGGUCCCCAAUGCAGGAGCUAGAGAAAGUACUCAAGGAGCUAAAGAGAUCUGCAACCCUAUAGGUGGAACAACAAUAUGAACUAACCGGUACCCCCCAGAGCUCGUGUUUCUAGCUGCAUAUGUAUCAGAAGAUGGCCACCCAUCAGUGGAAAGAGAGGCCCAUUGGUCGUGCAAACUUUAUAUGCUUCAGUACAGGGGAACGCCAGGGCCAAGAAGUGGGAGUAGGUGGGUAGGGGAGUGGGGGGGAGGGUAUGGGGGACUUUUGGGAUAGCAUUGGAAAAGUAAAUGAGGAAAAUACAUAAUUAAAAAAAUGAUGGCUACUUUUGUAGCAAUGAUGGGGAAUCCUAAAUUUUUAAUAAAGAAAGUACAAGUGAUUAAAAUACACUUCAGACAUUUUUCCCCAGGAACACAUACUGGAAGUUGUACAGAUUAUGAUUUCAGAACUCACCUCUGUUCUAAGCAUGCGAGAAGAGAGUCUGGAAGGAGGAAUGCUGUCAGAGUGGCGAGAAUGUGUGCCACGAAGUCACCUGACCAACACUGUGAGAGUUAACUUACUUUGGAGUAUGCAUAAAAUCAUUUGCUUUUAACCUUGGUGGGUGGAUUCCAGGUAGCACUCUUACAGUUGGUAAUUUCCAAAAGCUCCCUCUAGUACAGUGGUUCUGAACCUUUCUAAUGAUGCAACCGUUUAAUACAGUUCACCAUGUUGUGCGACUCCCCAACCAUAAUAUUAUUUCAUUGUUACUUCAUAACUGUAAUUUUACUACUAUUAUGAAACAUAAUGUAAGUAUCUUAUAUGCAUGAUAUCUGAUAGGCCACCCUUCUGAAAGGGUCCUUCGACCCGAAAUGCAACUGGCAGUUUGAGAACUGUGACUAUAGAGAUAGUGAGAAUGAGUCUGAAGAAACUGGAUUUUUUUUUCAGUAACUGUGUAACCAAACUUUAGCUUGUGUCCAUAUCUAAUUUGUGCUAUGAAAGAUCUAGAAAAUGCAUUGGAGAGUGUUCUUUCUUACUCUCAUCUGCCCCUCUUUCACUAAAGGUAUUAGCUUUAAUAGUUUUAUAUUUGUAAAGCGUCUACCACGCCAUGGUGCUCCCUGUAAUAAUUCUUGAAGUGGAUUAAAAUUAAUUGUCAGAAUUCCAGCAAUCCAAUUAAAGUGGAAACUGCAGAAAGCUCUUAGAUAUGAAAAAAUAAAAGAAACACAAAUCCAUUGCUAACAGUUGAGUACAAAUUGUAACUACACUGUUCUUCCAUUUCUAACAUAUCAGUAUCAACCACUCAAUAGUUUGAUCAUGUCUCCUAAUGAUAAGGCUGAAUAAACAGACCUUAUCAUGCAUACAUUUUGGGGAAAGUGCAAUGAUCCCUCUAUUAUUAUUUGGUAAUAUCUACCAGAGCUAUAAAUAUGUAUAGGUUUACUCAGCCUCUUCUCGUUGGGCUGUUAUAUCCUAUGUGUUUGUAUAUGUACAAAAUGAUGUAUAUAUUAGCUGAGUCUCAGAGCUGCUGUAAUAUCCUAUCUCAAAAAUGAUGUAAGUGCCCAUCAGUGGGUGCCCAGUUGAAUAAGUUGUGAGCUGUUCAUACAAGGAAAGAUUUUGAAGAUCGCUCAGAGCUGAAUGAAGAGGCUAUAAGAUCUCUCUCUGUAGUGAUGAACAAAGACCUGUACAGUCUAUCAGUCACUAGCAUAGUGUUGUCCAGAAACUGGGUAAUAAGAGGAAUGAAUAAGAAUAGAAUCAUGUUUGCAUAAACAGCAAGUACCUCUCUCAGGGCAUUUACCUUGUGUGUGGAGGAACAGUAAAGGAAGAUAACAUGGCCACUGCACCUCUAAACUCUUUCCAUUCAUUUACCAGUGACCAUUUCUCACAAGGGAAGGAGAACUAAAACAUCCAAAUAUUUAGUUCUACACUUUCCACUCAUGACUAUUUAUGUUUGAUUCACUUUUAGUUGCUGGAUUUUGUCAUCUAGUUCUUUUGAAGGAUUUAUGAAUAUUCUGUUUGUUAAACUUCUGGAUGAGGGACAAUAUCAUAAUUCUGUAUAUGAUUCUCACUUGAAAAUCUUUAAAAUGUUGUAAUGUUUCUUGUUUCUACUUUUUGUCUGGAGAUUUAGUGAAGAGGGCACAAAAAAUAGCUCAUACCAUGAAUCCUUACUCCACAAGUUGGCCUGAUUUUUAAGGUACCUUUUAACUUUACAGUAUUUUCCUGUUGCUUGCUUUAGCUCCAGCUUUCUACUAUGGAGUAUGUCUAGAGAGAUAUUUUUGACUCCUGAUUGAUUUGAUUUAAAAGUUUACUUCAUUCACAAAUUACUGAAAAUGGGUGAUUACUUGAAUGAGUAAAUGAAGUAAAUAUCUAAAUGAUAAGAAAUUUUAUGGUUCUUUUAGUCACAUAUACUACACAUGAGUUUGGUGUCAUUUUCUUAGCUCUUUGCCAUAUUCUUUUUGCUAUUUGAAUUUCUUCUUCUUCUUCUUCUUCUUCUUCUUCUUCUUCUUCUUCUUCUUCUUCUUCUUCUUCUUCUUCUUCUUCUUUAAAGAGGUCAGCUAUUUAAUAUCUUUGUUUUACAUUGACUGUGAUAUAAACUUCAUGUAUAACAUUUUCUUUGUGCCAGAGUUAUACACAUUUUGCCUAUCUGUGAUUUUGCUAUCAAUCACAAUGCUGAAAAGAUCUGAUGAUUGAGAGUCAGUGGGGAAUGUCAUCAGUUUCUCUGUGUACCUCUGAUUGUCCAAAGCCUCUGAGAAGUGGAAGCUCUGAUGGGAUUAAAUAUGCAAAGAUUUUAUUAUUGGAAAUACUUGUGUGAUGAAGAAAAUAAUUAUGAAAUAGGCAGAAGGAGACUGGGAGGUCUCUCAAUUUGAGAUAUAAUUUUGAGGGAGAACUGAUAGGUUGAUUAGAGAAAUCUGAAGCUUUUGUUUUGUUUUAAGUGAAAUCAGCUGUCAGAGUAUCUUAUCUCCUAGGCAGAGACCAGUAUGUACUUUUCUGCUGGGAUCUAUCACUGACUCUGAGCACCAUUGUAAGUCUUGACCUCAGCAUGAAUGUGAUGGUAUUCUGACCUCAAUAGCCUGAGCUUUUGGUGAGACUCGUUCUCUGCAUAGCCCUGUAAUAAUGCUCCCUUGCGAAGUGGAUGGCAAAGUGGAUGCUGGACCUUGUCACUUUGUAUUGGUUCUCACAUGACUUCACCCACCCCUGUGAUAUGCAGUCACUCACUUUUAGUAUGCAGUUCUGAUCUCUUAUCUACCAUGCUAGCCUUAUCUUCCUGUUACUUGUGAAGCCCUUUGCUUUGUAACCUUAUAGAGCUUCCGACUCUGUACCUCACCAUGAGCAUAUCAUUCUUCUCCCAGCCCUGAUCCUACAAUUUAUCUUCGUCUUAGCUCCUCAUGUCAUCUUCCUUGACAUCCCCAUAUUAAACCUCUGGAAUUGUCUUCUUCCUCUCGGGAUACCUCAACAGGUACCAUAUCCUUUGGGUAUAUCUGUAAUUCUGCCCUCUUUCUAUUUCAUCAGUGACCAUUCUAAUUAGGUUCACAGUUUUCUCUUUAAUCACAUAUUUUAUAGUGGCACAAGACGUUCUCAGUCCACUCUUUUGGUGAUGGAAGUGGCUGGCCAGACACCGUUUACUUCAUAGAGUUCUUAUGAUUGAUUUUUCUCCAUAGUCCUUGGCUUUGAUGCCUGUUAAAAUAAAUACCAGUGUCUGCAAUAGAGAAUGAGUGUGGUGGUGGCAGUAUUCCCACUUCUGGCUUUCACAUAGCUACUAUGAAUGAGAGUUUGAAUAUAUAAUUCAAGUUUCAGACUCCAGCAGUGCCUACUGUAUGUAUAGUGGUAGAGAAAGAGUUAAAGUAAAUAGCUAAACUAUAAACAAAUAUGGCUACUGUCUAGUGUGUGCUGGGUUGAUGAUGGUGGUGGUUUUCUUAUGCCUUAUAGGCACAUUGGAAUGAAACAUGAUAAAAAAUUUCAUAAAGAAGAAAUGAUUAUUGAACCAAGUAGUUUAAGAUUCAACAAUGAUCAGAUUGAUUAAUUUUUUAUUAAUUUUUUGCUUAAUGAGUAAAUUAUAUCUCCUCUUGUAGGGGAAAUAAGUCCUUUGAAAUGAGGGGCAUGCUGGUUUAGUAUUUUAGUAAUGAUUUUACUAUAAAGGUAUGGGUGAACAUCAUGUUUAUGUGAAUCUGUACUGAAAUUCAUACAUUUUAUUAAAAUAUGUACUAUGUUUAUUUUAUUCCUAUUAGGAGAUAUUCCAUUUGCACAUGUAAAAAACGGACAUUUUGGAAGCAGAGAUGCUGCACAAGGGAAAUGAAUCCCUUUCUACUUUGCAACAAAGGUUCUGGCAGGCACAGUCUGAUGUUCUCAUAGGAAGCCCAGUGACCUUGUGGAUGAAUGGAUUUUUCAAUCACAUUGUAAAGUUUGCCAUAAUUUGUCAUCCAUAUAGUCUUAAGAAGCAGGGUUAUGACAAUAUAUUGAUUCUCCAUCCCCCACAUCUUAUAUUACUUCCAGUAAGAUUUAUCUAAGAGCUAGAUCUCUUUCAGCUUGGGAGAACUUGAGUGCCGACAACUUCCCUCUUCCUUGCUAUUUGUCACAUGCAGAGCCACUGAGGAACUCAAGCACUUUGGGGAUGCUUUGCUCAGAAAACAAGUUGCAUAAGUAUCCAGGAGAAGAAUAGUAGGAAGGGUAGUUUUAACAGAAUAUUUGUUAAUGUUCUAUUAGGUCACAAGGCUGUGACUUGAGAGCAGCUGGCUUGUUGCUAGGGUAUCCCGAAUUGGUAGUGAACAAGCACUCUGCUUGUUCCCUUUUCUCACCGACAGACACAUUAAGACACAGAAACAAAGACCUAUAGAUUCUGUAUACACUUCUAGAGUCAGAGUUCUUCAGAUCAGAUGGCAGGUGACUCCAUUUCCCUGUGUUUUUGAAGCAGCAGACCCCUCCCCCCUUUUUUACUAGUUGUACAUAUCCCCAUGCCUUUUCCGGGAAGCCUUGUUAAUUAUUAAUCAGGUCAGUGUAUGAACCUCAUGAAAUUCUCAGAUAAGGACUUUCUUGAUAUCUCUUUUUACACUCACUGUUAAAAGUAUACAGAUUAGUGUUAUUUUUGCUUGAUUAUGUGAAACUGUUCAGUUCUACACUUGAGAAAAAUCCUAACUGUUCCCAAAUACCAAUACUCCUGUUUUGAAACUUGAAAUUCUUUCCCCUUGCCAUCAGAGAUAAGUUAUGCGUUGUGGUUAGUGAGCUUGAUGCCCACAUGUAAUCUUGUGUUUAUGAUGGCAGAAUGAGGUGGGGAGUCAGUUUUUUUUUUUUUUUUUGAAUCCUGGUUCUUCAGGUCGGUUGGCUACUGAGUUUAGAGGCUGAGGCAUCUACAGGCAACCUGUAGGUGCAUAAUGGUUCUGAUUGCGUUUUAUUCAUAACACCCAGAUUAUUUACCAGCUUAAAGCUGGCUAUUUAAGGGUGAGCAUUAACUCUUUAGCAGCACUGGGAGCUCUUUAAUAAGUAACUAAAGACCUGGAGGUGAUCUCUAUUUUUCUAAAUGCACUGGCUUUUAUUACAGGUGCAGUUCACUGAAGGUCACUCGGUGGUUUCAAAUAUUUAAUGUCCUUUUCUAAGAGAGUGGCCCCAGGCCAGUGAGGAAGCUGGAUAGAAUGUUAUUUGUCAGUGCCCUGUGCCUAGCACACUAAGCCAGGUCGUAGUAGUUGUGUUCUGGCAAGGAAAGCAAAUUGACAGAUGUGACUGGAGAUAGUAGGAGGGCCUUGGAUGAAACACAUUAAUGAGGAGACGGAGCUGUUAGAUCUCAGCCUUGUCAAGGAUGCCAGGUGUGGGAAGCACGCCAAAGCUCCCAAGGACCCCAAGUUGCGUGAACUUCUGGAUGUUGGGAACAUCGGACACUUGGAACAGCGCAUGAUAACUGUGGUGUAUGGACCAGACCUGGUGAACAUUUCCCACUUGAAUCUUGUGGCUUUUCAAGAGGAAGUAGCCAAGGAAUGGACAAAUGAGGUUUUCAGCUUGGCAACAAACCUGCUGGCUCAGAACAUGUCCAGGGACGCAUUUCUGGAGAAAGCAUAUACUAAGCUCAAGCUCCAGGUCACCCCAGAAGGCCGCAUUCCUCUUAAAAACAUCUAUCGAUUGUUCUCAGCAGACCGGAAGCGCGUUGAAACUGCACUAGAGGCUUGUAGUCUUCCAUCUUCGAGGAAUGACUCCAUUCCCCAAGAGGACUUCACUCCAGAUGUAUACAGAGUUUUCCUGAACAAUCUCUGUCCCCGACCUGAAAUUGAUAACAUCUUUUCUGAAUUUGGUGCCAAAAGCAAACCGUACCUGACGGUUGAUCAGAUGAUGGAUUUUAUCAACCUUAAGCAGAGAGAUCCCCGGCUCAAUGAAAUCCUUUACCCACCUCUGAAGCAGGAGCAGGUCCAAGUGUUGAUUGAGAAAUAUGAGCCCAACAGCAGCCUCGCCAAGAAAGGGCAGAUGUCAGUGGAUGGAUUCAUGCGCUACCUGAGCGGAGAAGAAAAUGGAGUCGUUUCACCUGAGAAACUGGAUUUGAACGAAGACAUGUCUCAGCCCCUGUCUCACUAUUUCAUCAAUUCCUCGCACAACACCUACCUCACAGCUGGCCAGUUGGCUGGGAACUCGUCUGUAGAGAUGUAUCGCCAGGUGCUUCUGUCUGGAUGUCGCUGUGUGGAGCUGGACUGCUGGAAGGGAAGGACCGCUGAGGAAGAGCCUGUCAUUACCCAUGGAUUCACCAUGACAACAGAAAUAUCCUUCAAGGAAGUCAUAGAAGCCAUCGCAGAGUGUGCGUUCAAGACGUCUCCUUUCCCCAUCCUCCUUUCCUUUGAGAACCACGUGGAUUCCCCGAAGCAACAAGCCAAGAUGGCCGAGUAUUGCCGAUUAAUCUUUGGUGAUGCCCUCCUGAUGGAACCACUGGAAAAAUACCCACUGGAAUCUGGGGUACCUCUUCCAAGCCCUAUGGAUUUAAUGUAUAAAAUCUUGGUGAAAAACAAGAAGAAGUCGCACAAGUCGUCAGAGGGAAGUGGUAAGAAGAAGCUUUCAGAGCAAGCUUCCAACACCUACAGCGACUCCUCCAGUGUGUUCGAGCCUUCGUCUCCAGGAGCUGGGGAAGCAGAUACGGAGAGUGAUGACGAUGACGACGACGAUGACUGUAAAAAGUCUUCCAUGGAUGAGGGGACAGCUGGCAGCGAAGCCAUGGCCACAGAAGAGAUGUCUAACCUGGUGAACUAUAUUCAGCCUGUCAAGUUUGAGUCCUUUGAAAUUUCAAAAAAAAGAAAUAAAAGCUUUGAAAUGUCUUCCUUCGUGGAAACCAAAGGACUUGAACAACUUACAAAGUCUCCGGUGGAAUUUGUAGAAUACAACAAGAUGCAACUUAGCAGGAUAUAUCCCAAGGGAACACGUGUGGAUUCAUCCAACUACAUGCCUCAACUCUUCUGGAAUGCUGGCUGUCAGAUGGUGGCGCUCAACUUCCAGACAGUGGAUCUAGCUAUGCAGAUAAACAUGGGCAUGUAUGAGUACAAUGGGAAGAGCGGCUAUAGGCUGAAGCCAGAGUUCAUGAGGAGGCCGGACAAGCAUUUUGAUCCAUUUACUGAAGGAAUCGUAGAUGGGAUAGUGGCCAACACUCUAUCUGUUAAGAUUAUUUCAGGUCAGUUCCUCUCUGAUAAGAAAGUUGGGACUUAUGUGGAAGUGGAUAUGUUUGGCUUGCCUGUGGACACAAGGAGGAAGGCAUUUAAAACCAAGACAUCCCAAGGAAAUGCUGUAAACCCUGUCUGGGAAGAAGAACCUAUUGUAUUCAAAAAGGUAGUUCUACCUUCUCUGGCCUGUUUGAGGAUAGCAGCAUAUGAAGAGGGAGGCAAAUUUAUUGGCCACCGGAUAUUGCCUGUGCAGGCUAUUCGGCCAGGCUAUCACUACAUCUGCCUGCGGAAUGAGAGGAACCAGCCCCUGACGCUGCCAGCUGUCUUUGUCUACAUAGAAGUCAAAGAUUAUGUGCCAGACACGUAUGCAGAUGUAAUCGAAGCUCUAUCAAACCCAAUCCGAUAUGUCAAUCUGAUGGAACAGAGAGCUAAGCAGCUGGCUGCGUUGACCCUGGAGGAUGAAGAGGAAGUAAAGAAGGAGGCUGACCCUGGAGAAACAUCUUCCGAGGCUCCAAGCGAAACCAGGACAACGCCAGCAGAGAAUGGGGUGAAUCACACCGCAUCCCUUGCACCCAAGCCGCCUUCCCAGGCUCCACACAGCCAGCCUGCUCCAGGGUCUGUGAAGGCACCUGCCAAAACAGAAGAUCUGAUCCAGAGCGUGUUAACAGAAGUAGAGGCGCAAACCAUCGAAGAGCUCAAGCAACAGAAAUCGUUCGUGAAACUUCAAAAGAAACACUACAAAGAAAUGAAAGACCUGGUGAAGAGACACCACAAGAAAACCACGGAGCUCAUUAAGGAGCACACGACCAAGUACAACGAGAUUCAGAAUGACUACCUGAGAAGGAGGGCAGCCUUGGAGAAGUCCGCCAAAAAGGACAGCAAGAAGAAAUCUGAACCCAGCAGCCCUGACCACGGCUCAUCAGCCAUUGAGCAAGACCUCGCUGCCCUGGAUGCAGAAAUGACUCAGAAGUUGAUAGACUUGAAAGACAAGCAACAACAGCAGCUGCUUAAUCUUCGGCAAGAGCAGUAUUACAGCGAGAAGUACCAAAAGCGAGAACACAUUAAACUGCUUAUUCAGAAGUUGACAGAUGUUGCAGAAGAGUGUCAGAACAAUCAGUUAAAGAAGCUGAAGGAAAUCUGCGAGAAAGAGAAGAAGGAAUUAAAGAAGAAAAUGGAUAAGAAGAGGCAAGAGAAGAUAACAGAAGCCAAGUCCAAAGACAAAAGCCAGAUGGAAGAGGAGAAGACAGAGAUGAUCCGAUCGUACAUCCAGGAGGUGGUUCAGUACAUCAAGAGGUUAGAGGAAGCACAAAGUAAAAGACAAGAAAAACUCGUGGAGAAACACAAUGAGAUCCGCCAGCAGAUCCUCGAUGAGAAGCCCAAGCUGCAGACGGAGCUGGAGCAAGAAUACCAAGACAAGUUCAAAAGGCUGCCCCUGGAGAUUCUGGAGUUUGUACAGGAAGCCAUGAAAGGGAAGAUCAGCGAGGACAGCAAUCACGGCUCUGCCCCUCCCUCUCUGGCCUCAGAUGCUGCAAAGGUGAACCUCAAGUCUCCCUCCAGUGAGGAGAUAGAAAGAGAGAACCCAGGAAGAGAGUUUGAUACUCCUCUGUGAUGCCCCUGUCAGGCCUUCCAGACAUGCACAGCUGCUUGAGCUCCAGUGGACUCUAAUGACAAAUAUCACUGCCUGGGCCAUCUUCCUGAGAAAUAUCCCUUAGCCUGAAAUCCACACCAAAGGGAGACUUCCAGAAGGAUCCGUGUGAAGGUCCCAUACCCUGGUUCCAUGUGUCAUGUGGAAACUAUUGCCAGUCUUAGACAGAAGGGUGCAUGUAUGCAGGAUUUUUCUUUUUGUCCCAAUAGUAAAUUAAGAGCAGGCAGCUCCCAGGCUCCAUGGAAUAUGUAAUGAAGGACAAUGUCUUCUUGGACGAAAAUGAGAGCUCCUGUCUUCAUUUGAAGCUCUGGUGUACAGUAUUUCAAAGUAAAAGAAAUAGUUUGAGAAGUGCGCAGCUCCAUUUAACACUAUGGAACAUUCCACUUUGAGCAUUGUUUUCCUAACUGCCCCGCAAUUCCAUGUUUUCAAGUUAACGUGUAUAGUGAAUUGUGUCAUCCUUUGCUUUGCAGGCACUGGUGGCUUGCCGUUUGCUAAUUUAUUUAUCACAGAGGCAUCUGUAUUUGCUAUUGACAUGGCUUUAUUAGAUACCAUAGUGACUCAUAUAAGCUGGUUUCUUUUAUAAAAUAAAAAAAAAUCACAUGAUUGUAUCAUUUCCCAGUGAAGCCAUUUCAUGAUUAGCAAUAUGGGUUGUAUAUUUGGCUGCACGUCUUUGGGUAUCUAUCAGUUGUUGACCUGAACCUAUCAAACAGCUACAACAUAUCUGAUCUGUUGAAUCAAGAUAUCAGCCAGCCUGAACAGGAUCCAGUGGGCUAUUUUAUUGUCAGAUAUUUUUUGUGGUUCAUUUAUUUUUACUGUAGAAAAGAAGAUAGAAUAUUUAUCUAAAUGCACAUGUAUAAAUGAUACACAUUAUCUCCAUGUAUAUAGUACACGUAUGCACCCAGCCAUGUAAGUGUACACACAUACAUACGCAUGAGUGUAAAUGUGUGUUUAUUAAUUGGCAGUGACCCAAAUCUCUUCCAUAAGAUUUAAAAGCAAGUUCAGGGAUACAUGGACAGAGAAGAAAUGGGUCAAAUAUAUGUUAUAUGGAUAAUUAAAUUAUAUGGGAAUGCUAAGAAUCAGUUUAUGAAGUCAUUGAUGCAACUUGAGGUAGUCUUAGAAUUUAGGAAAUGAAUUUACUAAAAAAAUUUGAAGGAUCAAAAAUUGGAUUUUAAGUGUCAGACUUUGAGCUUGUUUUAAUGGUCAGGAUAUGCAAAAAUGCAUAGGAAAUAGAGUGCAAAUGUAUUACUACUAUCUUCAAUAAAUUUUAACUGAGUAAUUUCAGUUUUAUUCUGACAGUAAUAAAGCUCUGGUUAUAUUUUAGUUUGUAUAUUUACUUCACUUAGUUAUGUUUUGUUUAAUUCUUAUUUUCUUCUAAGGAGAAUAAGAGACAAAUUAUAUCAUGUUAAAGCUAAUAAAAUCAUUGUUAAAAGGUCUUAAGAAAUAAUAUUAUAUAGAAAAACUAUGGUUUUAGAGAGUGGGACAAAGAACAUUAAAGCCCAGCAGUAACAAUGCCCAUGGCUUUGUUUUACUUUAAAGGGAACCUGUCUGUUUAUAAUUUUGCAAGGCAAAUAACAGUUGUGUCCUGAAAUUUUGUGUUUUAAGAAUUUAAUAUUUUUCUGGAAAUGAUUUUAUUUAACUUUAAGCAAUAACUAGGACCAUAAUUAAGUUUUAAUCAAAAUGAAGGCUUGCUUCAAACACCAUGAAAGUGUUUGAUCACACACACACACACACACACACACACACACACACACACACACACACUUACUGAGACGAGACAUAAGGGGGAAAUCACAUCCCCUUUAGAGAUGAUUGUAUUUUAUCUGAAGGACCAAGAGUGUUAAUUAACUUACUAAAGCUUACCUUCCACUGAAGAGAGAUCUCUUGUGAACCAUUUAACUUUUGCACUUUGAAGGAAA